AUGUCUUCUCCUGCCUCAUCUUCAUCGAGGGUCGUCCCUGGGUCUAGUCCCCGACCGCGCUCCUCUCAAAGUACGCCCCAACAUGCAGAUCCUGGCGCCACUCCUUCAUCCAAUGUGGCACCCGAGAAAGACGACUCGAGCGACGAUGGCGGGAGCGACGACGACAACACCAACGCGGAGGGAGAUCUGCCCAUGAGCAUGACCGGCAGCGUCAUGUUGACCAAUCUACCCAAGGAUGCAAGCCAGGCGCUCAGGGAGAUUGAAGCGAUUGAUGACCGAAAAGUCUCGGUUCGGUUCCAGGCCAUCGGCAGCGCGCCGAUCCUCAAACAAAAGGUCUUCAAGAUCAGUGCGUCGUCGCGGUUUAGCGUCGUGUUGAAUUUCCUGCGCAAGAAAGUGGGCGUCCGCGAGGGGGACGGCCUAUUUUGCUAUGUCAAUAGCGUGUUUGCGCCGGGGUUGGACGAGGGGGUUGGGAAUCUAUAUCGGGUAUGUAUUCUCGGUGUUGAUGCCAAUGUUAGUAUCAGUAUCAUUAUCACGCGGUCGGGUUCUAGGUUCUACUUUGCUUUGACGCACUUGGACUGGAGGAAGACUGAAUGGGUGCAAGAUAGCAAGAAACAUUUGAAAGUCAUUGGAGACUAA
Messenger RNA from Cladophialophora carrionii CBS 160.54, 636 nucleotides. RefSeq lists its product as uncharacterized. Lineage: Eukaryota; Fungi; Ascomycota; Eurotiomycetes; Chaetothyriales; Herpotrichiellaceae. Gene Ontology annotation, cellular component: cytoplasm; phagophore assembly site membrane; Atg12-Atg5-Atg16 complex. The record is from RefSeq and is a predicted model, not a curated record. Gene Ontology annotation, biological process: autophagy of mitochondrion; C-terminal protein lipidation; autophagosome assembly. The transcript is spliced from 2 exons. Bases 1 to 636 code for a protein of 211 amino acids.